UCUCAGCAUGUGUGCAUGUUAGAGUGUGAUCUGAAUGUCCCUUUGUUGAUUCGUCCUUCAGAGAGCACGCGGCAGAGGGCCUACAGUCUGGUGGCUCAGGCCUACACCUCCUUGGCGGCAGACGACUUCGCUGCCUUCGUGGGAUACUCUGUGGAAGAGGCAGUAAAGGGGGUGGUGAGUCAGGGCUGGCAGGCCGACCCUGCUACCAGGAUGGUGAUGCCCAAAAAGCCCGGUAGGUGGCAGUAUUGCUCUCUUCAACUGUUCACAUCUGUUCUGUUGCCUAAACUGUCUUCUCUUCAGGAUUAAUGCCGAGCCCACCUUCUCCUAUAUAUAAUCAGACACACUGACACUGUUGGAGCAGGGAUUAAAGAACGAUCAAUUAUAUUUUAUUUUCCUGGAAUCUCUUGAAAUAUGUGAUUUGCUAAAUCUGCUC
Notothenia coriiceps (black rockcod) is the source of this 433-nucleotide messenger RNA. It is a transcript of the gene cops8, whose product is annotated as COP9 signalosome subunit 8. The transcript has 2 exons. The coding region runs from base 16 to 306 and encodes 96 amino acids. Gene Ontology annotation, cellular component: COP9 signalosome. The record is from RefSeq and is a predicted model, not a curated record. Lineage: Eukaryota; Metazoa; Chordata; Actinopteri; Perciformes; Nototheniidae. Gene Ontology annotation, biological process: protein deneddylation; COP9 signalosome assembly.